GGGUAGUAUAGCCGGAAGUAAAAGUAUGAAAAUCGAAAGUAGGUGUUGCUGAUAAUGAAACAAGGCUGAAUAACAACAUUUGAUAGAAAAAUGGGUCCCGUGACAGUCGUGCCACCACCUUUAUCGGCUAAAAAUGUUGAUUCAUUUGCUUACCCAACCAUGAAAGAUCGUAUUCCAGUCAUAAUAUCAAGAAUUGUUGAUAACUUAACUCGAAAUCGGGACAAAAUUAUCAAAAAUUAUCCUGGAGAGGAUUCACUCACAGAGUUGAAAGUAAUUAUUGGGGCUAUGUCUCAACUGCGCUAUGAGGUCAUGACAAAUAAGCCAGCAGCGCCACUAAGGGAUGGCAGAUCAGAUUCAUUUGCCUGGAACACUGAGCUCAAGAAAGAAACUGAAAAAGCGGGAGAAGAACCAAAGUGGUUUGACAGUGCUUGGCUAUGGAUGGAGUGCUACAUGUACCGCAGAGUCUGUGAAUCUGUUUUCAUGAGUAAUUACCUUAAAGACCUGGAUGUCUUUGAAGAGCAAAAGCAAGCAGCGUUUACUAAUUCCUACAAGGCUAUAUCAUCACUGACUAUGUAUUUAAUGGAAAUUUUAAGUGAGCAGGAACUGACACCUUUGGGUUCGAUGACCAAAAACUACUUUUUAGAUUUCUUGCAGCUUUCUCUUUGGGGCAACAAAUGUGACUUAUCUAUAUCUGCUGGCAAUGAAAACCAUCAGGAGCACAAUCCAAUUGAACAACUUGCGAAACUCAAACCAUUUAUACUCAUUGAUCAAGCAGAGGAUGUCUUUCAAAUUCUAUGUAGUGCGUGGGAGAGACUUGGAGGCCAGCCUGGUCAAGUGGAUAUAGUCCUGGAUAAUGCUGGUUUCGAACUUGUGACUGACUUGUGCCUGGCAGAAUUCCUUGUAUCCACUGGCCUUGCUUCCAAGAUUUGCUUCCAUGUCAAAGCCAUGCCCUGGUUUGUGUCAGAUGUAACCGAAAGGGACUUCAUGUGGACACUCAAACAGAUGUCUGCUAUGAACCACUUAGCCAUCAGCAGAUUUAGCCAGAAGUGGAAAUCCUACUUGCAGGAUGGAAAAUGGUCUUUGAGGGUCAGCGACUACUGGACAAUGCCUAAUGAUUACAAUCAGAUGAAAGAGUUGUUUCCUAAUUUGUACAGUGACUUAAGUUCCACUGAUUUCAUUUUAUUUAAAGGUGACCUAAAUUACAGGAAGCUGGUUGGUGACCUUCAGUGGGACCCCACAACAGAUUUCUCAGUUGCUUUGAGAGAUUUUAAGCCUGCACCACUAUGUGUCUUGCGUACACUGAAGAGUGAUGUGGUCGUUGGUUUGAAUCCGGGUCAGGCAGAAGAUGUGAAAAAAAUAGAUGGCAACUGGAUGAUUAAUGGAGAGUGGGCAGUUAUAUCAGUUCAGAGUGUAGAUCCAAGUACCUCCGAGAGUACUGCACAUUGAUGUAAAAAAAAAAAAAAGAAAACUAUUUUGAAGUGUUCCUUAAAUUAAUGUACCUUGAAUUUAUGUCAGAAUAUAUUUAUGAUGUUUGACUCUUUCUUUUUGUUUAUGCACAUAGAACUUCCUUUUCACAAAAUGUAAAUAUUUAAGGAAAAAGAUAUUUUUUUAAGAAGUCUUUUUUUUUUUUUUCUUUUAAAAGUUUUAAUCAUUAGAUUUUGCUUGUGAAUGCAUCUUUUUUUUUAUCUUUCAAUUUAAUGAAUGUUGUUGUUUUUUUAUGUUUGCCAUGAAUGUGAUAUAAGUAAAGUACUUUUUCAGACCUUAUAGGGCAGAUGAUGUAAAGGUCAGUUGUUUCUAUGUCCGACAGCAAGGGUGUCAUGUGGCCAACAUAACGAACAACCGCUUUUAUUUUCCUUAACUAAUGUCAGGUAGCCAUUAGAGUUGGGUGGACUUAGGGGGAUCCUUAAAUUCAAACUCUCAGUCUUCACUGAGAUUUCAACCUGAGACCUCUCAGUUUGGAUUUUGAAGCCCUCAGCCACUAAGUCAUAAGUUUUAUACCAAAUUUAAACAUGUGGAUAAAAACAUAAAAUGAAAAAAAAAAAGUUUCUGUGUGGUAUUCAAAUGUAAAGUCCUGAGAGUAAUUCUGUGUUGUUUUUUUUUUAAAGCCCUAAACUAUCAAUGUGACUAUAGACAAGAGUGCCUGGGAUUGUAGAAAUGAAUGUACUUGAUGCAUUGAGUUUUGUUUGAUUUAUGCAAACCAUAUUCAUUUAUAUUUAACUAUUUCAUAUUGAAAUUAAACAGUGUUUAUUUUGUACAAAUAUUUCUCUACUACAAAAUAAAAAUUUUUAUUCCCAAAAUAAAUGUUGGAUUUCAACUGC
Messenger RNA from Biomphalaria glabrata, 2318 nucleotides. Its product is annotated as damage-control phosphatase ARMT1-like. The record is from RefSeq and is a predicted model, not a curated record. The coding region runs from base 91 to 1446 and encodes 451 amino acids. Gene Ontology annotation, molecular function: phosphatase activity. Lineage: Eukaryota; Metazoa; Mollusca; Gastropoda; Planorbidae. Gene Ontology annotation, biological process: DNA damage response. Gene Ontology annotation, cellular component: cytoplasm; nucleus. The transcript is spliced from 6 exons.